AUGUUGUCUGAGGAGAUAAUUUCCUCUGUCUGCGGGUCGCCAAUUGCUGCCAACACGGCGGUUUCAAGGGAUGUCGGCAUAUAUUGCCACUCACUAACGCCCUCUUGGGCAGUCAAGGCUACUUUCAAGAAGAGUUCGGCGCCUCCUCACUGCAUCGCCGUCAAUGAUACGCACAUAUUCGCUGCUCAGGAUCAAAAGGCGCAUGUGCAUGUCUACUCCCGGCUGCGUGGCAACCAAGAAACCUUGGCAGCCUUUCCCGAGCGAAUUCGUAGUCUGGCGCUUGCCGGCAACGUCCUCAUCUUGGGCACAGCUGAGGGACGACUCAUACUGUGGGAGAUUUCCACUGGCAGGCAAGUUACUACACCGCCUUGCCAUGUCCAAGCGGUUACUUGUCUAGCCGUCACCCCAUAUCAUCUGCUUUCGGCAUCAGACGACUCCAACAUCCAUGUUUGGUCUUUGCCUCGCCUUCUUGAGUAUGGUACCGACGCAGGACAUGAGCCGGACUUGACCCUGUCCAACCAUCGCGGCGCCGUCACAGACUUGCUUGUCGGACCAAGUACCAAUGCUGAAACAAGCUUUUGUGUAUCUACAAGCACUGACAAGACAUGUAUCCUGUGGAACUACCAAACAGGCCAAGUGCUUCGAACCCUCUUAUUCCCGUCUCCGCCACUUUGUGCUUCGCUAGAUGCCUCUGCUCGAGCUCUAUUUGCCUGCGCUGAAGACGGAGGACUGUACCUUGUUGAGCUAUUUGGAGACAAGCCACUGCUUGGAUCUCGGAGCGCCGAGCUUGCCUCGAUCGUUGUUCAAGUAAAUGCUCCUCUGGGAGUCUCGGAUGCCGCGGACGGUCCCGCAUCUUGCAUUUGUUUGAGCCUUGAUGGUACGUCGAUAUUGACUGGACAUGACAGGGGCAAAAUUCUCCGGUGGAGUCUCGUUGACAACUCCCAUCCAACCGAACUGGCGAAUCUUAACGCUUCUGUUACAAAUCUUGUUCCUGUGCCACUACUAGCAGCGAGGCAAUUUUGCAAAGUUGUAAACGUUAUAAAACCAAAUCAGGGUCAGCGACAGUACUCUAUCACGGCUCAGCUGGACGGAUCCUUGGAAGAAAAGAGCCGUUUCAGCCACAUGCUCAACUCAACGGGCUUGCCUGUCGAUGCAGUUGAGGACGCUACAGCUUCGAUCUUUGAUUCCAACGUGAGCACCAAGGAAGACACCAGGUUGUUUAAAGAAAAUGAAGAGUUGAAAGCUAUAAUAGAAGCGCAAAAGGAGCUCCAAACAGCUACGAUGCAGCAUCGUGGUGUCGCAAAGACAUCGUGA
Metarhizium album ARSEF 1941 is the source of this 1314-nucleotide messenger RNA. RefSeq names its product WD40 repeat-like-containing domain protein. The record is from RefSeq and is a predicted model, not a curated record. Gene Ontology annotation, biological process: DNA-templated DNA replication; rRNA processing. Gene Ontology annotation, molecular function: protein binding. Gene Ontology annotation, cellular component: nuclear pre-replicative complex. The coding region runs from base 1 to 1314 and encodes 437 amino acids. NCBI's taxonomy places the organism in Eukaryota, Fungi, Ascomycota, Sordariomycetes, Hypocreales, Clavicipitaceae. The transcript is spliced from 2 exons.